AUGGAGGAAGAAGGUAUGUUGGAGGUCAAAGAAACAGCUGCAGGUCAGUCAUGGUGGGUAACCAUAAUUGCUGAGAUAAUGCUGCAGCUUGCUUGUUCUAAUAGGACGAGGUGUUUGUUUUUGCUUGGCACUGAAGAUCCGAGUGUAAAGGUAAUCUUUGUAAAAGGUGGACGUGAUGGAGGUGACGUGGCAGUAAAAACAUCGGAAGCAUCAUGUUUUUAUUGGAAUAUCAUUCCGAGUUGCGGAAUAUUUGCUGUUGAUUGGUCAUCAAACGGUGGAGUUGUGGGCGAAAAAGAAGAUAAAACACCGACAGAAGGAAGUGAAUCUCAUGGCGUUUGUGGUAAUUGUGGUUCAAAGAUUUCAAUGAUGAGGCGAAAUGGCAUUGAGGGAGAAGGGCAUAAGAAAAAGACAUAA
Ambispora gerdemannii is the source of this 414-nucleotide messenger RNA. The record is from the annotation of a GenBank genome assembly. Lineage: Eukaryota; Fungi; Glomeromycota; Glomeromycetes; Archaeosporales; Ambisporaceae.